ACGUCAAAAGUCAAGUCAACCUAAAAGUGAGCGUGAGAGAGCAUGUGGGUCUAGAUAAAUUGUUCAAUUAACUCUAAGAACAUAAUUUUCUAUUAACUGAGAUUAUUGAUCUCAAAUUAAUAAUUUGAAAUGGUUGGUCAGCGAAAGAAAAAGUACCAGUCCGGAGAAGGGACACAAUACUACUCCAGAGCUCAAGCCUUAAAAAAACUUCAGCUGACACUAAAAGAUUUUCGCAGACUGUGUAUCCUAAAAGGAAUUUACCCUAGAGAACCUCGUAUUCGGAAACGAGCACAACAAGGCCGAGCAGGAAUCCAGACUCUUUAUCACAAGAAAGAUAUCCAGUUUCUAAUGCAUGAACCUAUAAUAUGGAAGCUACGAGAUAUGAAGGUUCACUUUAAAAAAAUUGGAAGGGCCAAAACACUCAGACAGUUUGGAAAAAUGAAACACCUUGUGAACAAGCAUCCAGUUAUUACGUUGGAUCAUAUCGUCAAGGAGAGGUACCCUACGUUCAUUGAUGCCCUGAGAGAUCUAGACGACUGCCUCACCCUAUGUUUCUUGUUUGCAAUGUUUCCUUCUCUUGCGGGAGUGGCUCGAGACCAGUCACAGCUGUGUCGUAGACUUACAGUGGAGUUUAUGCACGCCUGUAUAGCUGCUAAAGCUCUUCGUAAGGUUUUUGUGUCUAUCAAAGGCUAUUACUUCCAAGUGGAGCUUAAGGGUCAAACCAUCACUUGGAUAAUGCCACACCAGUUCUCUUUCCAGCCACAAAGCAGACAAGAGGUGGAUUUCAAGAUCAUGUCUACCUUCACACAGUUUUAUACCAUCAUGCUGGGCUUUGUCAACUUCCGUCUGUACCAUAGUCUCAACCUGUUCUAUCCCCCCACCUUUGCUUCAUUCUCUGCAUCUGAAGCAAAAGAAAAUGAUCUGGUAGAUGCAGAAGCUUAUCUGUCAGAAAGAGUGGCAGCCCUAAGUCAGCCUCUGGCUCGGACAGGGGCUUUGGACAGCAACCCUGACGAAGAAGUGGAACUAGACUCCUUCCCCACGACCGAUGACCCUGAAAAGAUAGAAGAGGCCAAGGCAGAAGCUGAUAAGCUACGCAAACUCAAGUCACUGUUUGAUGGCCUCAAAGUAUUCCUCAACCGCGAGGUACCUCGUGAACCUCUCACGUUUGCUCUGCGUUGCUGCGGAGCUGAGGUUUCCUGGGAUAAAACCCUCUUUGUUGGAGCAACGUUCCCCGAGACAGAUGAAACAAUCACCCAUCAAAUUGUUGACAGACCUUCUUUGGAGACCCAGUAUAUCUCCAGGUAUUAUGUUCAGCCACAGUGGGUAUUUGACUCUAUCAAUGCCCGAGAACAGCUCCCAGUAGAGAAGUACCUGAUGGGUUGUGUCCUGCCUCCACAUCUGUCACCCUUCUCUGACCCCACCAGGAAGGAGGAAUACAACCCCCUGGAGAUGCCUGACCAGUCACUAAUGGCUGGUGUUGAAGAUGGAGAAGAAUCAGAAAAUGAAGAAGAGAAGGAAGAAAAAACUAUGCUAGCAGACACAACAGUGGAUAGCAGCUCUGAUGCAGAAGAGGAUGUGGAGGAAGAAUCAGAAAAAGAAGAAGAUAAUGAGAAGGAUAUGAUUCGAAAAGCCAAGCGAGCUGGCAUGAUGGUGAGCACAGGCAAACCAGAGAAGGUGGAUCCUGCAGAGUUGAGGAAAGAGGAAUACCAGGAGUACAAGCUGAGAGAGAAGAUGAUCCAUAAGAAACACCGCAAGUUGUACCAAAGCAUGAUGAAGGGAAGGAGAGAUAGGACAAGGGAUAAGAAGAUACUAAUGAAGAAGAGAAGAACAAUAGAGGAAAAGAAAACUCACAAGGAGCAGAAACAAAUGGUUAGGACAUAACUUGUUAUGCUAGUAAAUAAACUAGAUUUUUCUUAUA
Molecule: messenger RNA, 1918 nt
Organism: Macrosteles quadrilineatus (aster leafhopper)
Lineage: Eukaryota; Metazoa; Arthropoda; Insecta; Hemiptera; Cicadellidae
Product: pescadillo homolog
Exons: 11
Coding region: 130-1881 (583 amino acids)
Biological process (GO): ribosome biogenesis; maturation of LSU-rRNA from tricistronic rRNA transcript (SSU-rRNA, 5.8S rRNA, LSU-rRNA)
Cellular component (GO): nucleolus; PeBoW complex
Molecular function (GO): RNA binding
Source: RefSeq, a predicted model, not a curated record